Molecule: messenger RNA, 699 nt
Organism: Trichoderma virens Gv29-8
Lineage: Eukaryota; Fungi; Ascomycota; Sordariomycetes; Hypocreales; Hypocreaceae
Exons: 3
Coding region: 1-699 (232 amino acids)
Biological process (GO): coenzyme A biosynthetic process
Cellular component (GO): phosphopantothenoylcysteine decarboxylase complex
Molecular function (GO): phosphopantothenoylcysteine decarboxylase activity; FMN binding
Source: RefSeq, a predicted model, not a curated record
AUGGCCAACAACCCGGCGCAAGAUGUCGCACAGGCUCGCAGCGAUGGCAAAGUGCAUCUGCUACUGGCCGCAUCUGGAUCUGUAGCGACAAUCAAAAUUCCCAACAUCAUCAGGGGCCUGUCACGGCAUCCUAACCUGUCCAUCCGACUCGUGCUCACCAGCUCUGCCGCUCAUUUCCUCCAAGGCCAGGCCGACGAGCAGCCCAGUCUCGCAGAUAUUCGCAGCUAUCCCAAUGUCGACGCAAUAUAUACGGAUGAGUCUGAAUGGGUACAGCCGUGGACUCGAGGUGCUCCAAUUCUGCACAUUGAACUCAGAAAGUCGCUAACAUUGGUUCUCAUCGCGCCGCUCAGUGCAAAUACCCUUGCGAAAAUGGUGCACGGCAUCACCGACUCACUCCUUUCGUCAACCAUCCUCGCCUGGGACACCGACGGUUUCGUAGACGGCAAGAAGAAGAAGAUUCUCGUCGCCACAGCCAUGAACACGGCAAUGUUUCGAAAUCCCAUCACGCAGCGCAAUCUGAAGCUUCUCAACGAGCUCAUGGGCGGUGCUGACGGAUGGGUUGAAGAGCUGCAGACCAUCUCAAAGGGGCUUGCCUGUGGCGAUGUUGGCCAGGGAGCGAUGGCAACGUGGGAGACGAUUGUGGCCGCGAUCGAGGACAAGCUUGGGUUGGCAGCAAAGGACAGCGGAGACGAUGAGUAA